AUGCUACCCAAUGGGACUGGUCUGGGAAACCAGGCCAUAUUGGCCAAGAUCGACAAGCUGAGGGAGCUGAAUGUCGGCGCCAUCAUCCCGCUGCCCCAGCUUGUCGUUGUCGGAGACCAGUCUUCCGGCAAGAGUUCUGUUCUGGAGAGUCUGACGGGCUUCUCUUUCCCUCGCGCUGCUGGCCUCUGUACUCGUUAUGCGACCCAGAUAACAUGCUGCCGUGAAGCCGAAGAGGGCAUUGUCGUCUCGAUCAUUCCUCGACCAGACGCGGAUGAGACGCUCAAGGCCAAACUUCUUCAAUUUCAGCGUCACUUGUCAAGCAUUGACAACGAUGAGCUCGUCAAAGUUUUCGAAGAGGCCAACAUUUCCAUGGGCAUCCGGAUGGGUGAAGAUGACAAGGACGUUGGGCUUGCGGCCUUUAGUCAAGACAUCCUCAAGAUUGAGAUCAGUGGACCUGAAGUGAGUUCUCCUCCAGUCUGUUCGGCAGGGCUCACUACAGAAAGUGAUAUCGUUCUCGUCGAGAACAUGGUGAAGUCAUACAUGGCGAAUCCAAGAACUAUAAGCAUUCUUGCAGUCAUUUCUUGCACCGUCGACAUUGCCACCCAGGAGAUUCUCAAGCUUGCUGAGGGUGCUGAUCCCAUGGGCGUGAGAACAAUGGGUGUGCUCACAAAACCGGAUCUCGUUACAGAGACGGCUACCAGGAGCGCAAUCAUCGACCUGGUUCUUGGAAAACGAAACCCACUCAAACUUGGGUACUACGUGGUCAAGAAUCGCAGUGCAGAUGACAACACCUCAACACUUUCCGACCGUGCCGCCGCCGAAGAAGCAUUCUUCAAAGCGCCUUGUUGGUCAUCCAUUAAGGAGCGCUGCGGCACCACAGCCCUCAGGCACAAAGUCUGUGAGUUGCUCAUGCAUGUCUCUAAGCAGGAGUUCCCCCAUGUCAAGACCAUGGGUCCGUCCCGAGCCGACUCGAAUUCCCAGAGGAUGUAUCUGGGGAAACUGGCUUCAAGGUUCCUAGCCAUCACUCAAGCUGCCCUGAAUGGGCACUACGCCGGAGAAGGCAUCUUCGAGAAGAUGCCAGACUUGAAGCUGAUCACGAAGAUCAUGAAGCUGAACCAGGUUUUCUCCAACGUCUUCUGGAAGAGAGGCCACAAGCAGCACUUUGGGCCCACGUGGGAUGAUGAGGGAGAGAGCUCAUUCGGGCGCAAUGUGGACCAGCUGCCUUUUUCCAUCCCUCUUGACAAAUAUCCCGAGAUUGGGGCUAUUGUCCGCACCGAUGGCUACCAAUGUCCCGAGCCCUCGGAGGGGCCGAUCAUGGGCCAUGUCGAGGAAGUGUUUGAUUCAAGCCGCGGACCCGAGCUUGGAACAUUUGGCGGAACGGUUCUUGCCGUGGUCUUUGAAGAGCAAUCAGAAAAGUGGGAGCCGCUCGCGUUUUCUCACGUGAGCAACACAAUCGCACUUGUUCAUGAAUACAUCUUCGAGCUCCUCACUGAGCUGUGCCCCGAGAGGCAGGUCCGGGACAACCUCUGGAACGCUCUUUUGCUAGACAAGUUGAUAGAUACGUACCAACGAGCGAUGAGCCACACUCAAUUCCUUCUGGAUAUCGAGCGUGGAGGUACGCCCAACACUUUCAACCACUACUUCAACGCAAACCUCCAGAAAAAGCGCAGCGAGCGCACGUUCAAGACCUUCGAAGCUAUGGCAAUCCGUGCCCCUUGGAACGACGACGACGAAGAAAUUUGCGAGCGAUACGUGCCCAUGAGUAAGAUUGGCAAGCAUUCUGUUGACAAGGACAAUGAGCAGCAGGUGUGCGAGGACAUCGUUGAUACUCUGAUGAGUUAUUACAAGGUCUCCCGGAAGCGCUUUGUCGACGUCGUCUGCCAGCAAGUCGUCUUCCACCUCCUGCUUGAAGGCGACGGGAGCCCGCUCAAGGUUUUUGACCCGGAGCUGAUCAUGAACCUGGACGACGAACAGCUUGAGCAUAUCGCAGGGGAGGACGUGGAGUCGAAGCAUCAGCGGUAUGUCUUGAAGAGGGAGGUGGAGAGUCUGGAGACAGCUCUGAAGGUGUUGCGGUCUUGA
This is a messenger RNA of Diaporthe batatas, 2079 nucleotides long. RefSeq lists its product as uncharacterized. Lineage: Eukaryota; Fungi; Ascomycota; Sordariomycetes; Diaporthales; Diaporthaceae. Bases 1 to 2079 code for a protein of 692 amino acids. The record is from RefSeq and is a predicted model, not a curated record. The transcript has 7 exons. Gene Ontology annotation, molecular function: GTPase activity; GTP binding; microtubule binding. Gene Ontology annotation, cellular component: membrane; microtubule; cytoplasm.